AUGAGUGGAGAACAACCACCUCCAGCAGCAUUCCGGCUGCUGACUUCACUCCCUCCUCUACCGGCACCUACCGUCACAUACGAUGACUUGAUCCAGGGUGAAUUCAAGUUCAACGUUAAUAGCAGGGACGAACAGGACGAGUACGAUGGUGCGGAUGAAGAUAGGGAUAGAUCGUGGGGUCCUGGUGGAUCAGGUAAGAAGAGGAAAGUACCUAACAUGGGAAUGAAGAGACCAGGUACUCCAGAAGAUUUAUGGAAUAAUCAAAGUCAAAGUCAAACUACCGAUGGUGGUGUGGAUGAUAAUGAUGAUGUUCAUCAUAAAUAUAUUGAUUCUACCAAUCAACCAUCAUCAUCGACUAAUACCCCCCCUUUACCUUUUAUAAGAAAAAAAUUGAGAUUGAGUCCAGCAAGGAGAUUGAUAGAAUGGAAAAAGCAAUUAUUCAUCAAACGAAAAUCCAAUUUCAUUUCACUUUACAUCGAUGCUCAGAACGCUUUGGCUGAGACCGGUCAAUCGAAAAAUAACGAUAACAGCAACAAGAACGGUAACAUUGCCAAUACGCAGGGUCCAAGUAAGAGUCGAAAAACGGAUACCAAGUCAACGACUGUGACAGGUAGAAAAUCGAAUUUACCUGAUGUGAGUGAAUUUGAAAAAUUGUUACCUGCUUUGGAAGAUGUCAAUUUGGGUUCAUGGACACCGGAUCAACAUGGUUGGAAGAAUAAUCAACCCCUCCAACCUGUAAAGUUCAGGACUUCAAUCAAGUUUAGAAAGAAAGAGUGGUUGAGGAGUAAGAUGAAAGAUGUCAAGAGAAAGGGAUGGUUUCCUGAAGGUAGUUUUGAAUUCGAGUUGGAAUCUAAGGCCUCGUCAACACUCCGUGCGAAAGCGAGAGAACAAUCUGCCUUACUCAAAUUAGCAAAUGAACUUCGAUCACUCAUCAUCACUUCCAACAAGAUCUCCUCUGUUGUCACUACAACCACCACUUCGACCGACCACAGUAAUCAAGACGAUGACAAAUCGCCUUUGAAAACUCGUCGAAAGAUAGCUGGUAACAAGGACAUCAAUGCUUCAGCUGUUGAUCCCGGAAAUACACAGUCAGAUUCGAAAGAAGAGAGUCAACCGAUGUCACAGAGUCAAUCUAAAGAUUCAAAUGAAACGAAAACCACUGCCACCGGAGGGGCGAAGAAGAAGCCUAAAAAGAAGAAGAGAAGUGUUUUGGCUAAUCAAAGUAAUCCGCAUCAUGUCGAUAAUUAUCGUCCAUCAAGAACCGUCUCACCUUAUGGCGACCCAUACGAACCCUAUUCAUCCCAUUUAUCACUCUUCAACCCACCUCCCAUGGUCUUCCUGGCCACUCGUACACGACACAAACCUAAAGCACAACAAGCUUCUAACGAACUUACCGUAAAUAAUGAUAUCAACGUUGAUUACAACCCGGAUAUUCGACCUAACGAAGAUGACUUCAUCUGUUGUUUCUGCGAAUACGACUUGUAUUACUCUACUGAAUCUAUGCGCAAGAAAGCGAUAAGGAGGAGGAAGAAGGAGAUCAAAAGGAAAGAAAUGAUCAAGAAUAAAGCUAAGAAUGUAGCUGAAGGUAAAAAAGGCUCGUUAAGGAAUGAAUCGGAUUACGAUUCUCAAGAAGAGGAUGAGGAGGACGAGGAAGAAGACGAAGAUGGUUUUGCGGAAGAUAGCGAUGAAGAUAAUUGUCAUGAUGAUGGACAUGGACGGUGCACGUGCGGAAGGAGAGUGAAAAAACCGAAACCUGAUAGAGAUAAAGAAGAUGGAUGA
This is a messenger RNA of Kwoniella botswanensis, 1779 nucleotides long. RefSeq lists its product as uncharacterized. Lineage: Eukaryota; Fungi; Basidiomycota; Tremellomycetes; Tremellales; Cryptococcaceae. Bases 1 to 1779 code for a protein of 592 amino acids. The transcript has 4 exons. The record is from RefSeq and is a predicted model, not a curated record.